AGUCGGACGACGUACGGGUACUAUUAUUUGCCGUACGGGUAUAUUUAUGAAGAGUCGGAGAGCUGCACACAGCUGUUGCUACUGAGUCAUACGUCACACGCCAUGGAUUUCGCCGGGUUCUUGGUGCUUUUCGUGGUGGCCUCGACACUGACCUCGAAUUGCGAGACCCACGACUCUAGGGAAUCGUACGGAUCUCGAUUUCAAUACUCUUCAUCCAACUGCCCCACAUCCAUGCGUAUGUGCCACGUAAAUGGAAGCUACGUUUACUGUGCCGAGAUGGCUCCGGAAAAGGAAAAGGAAAGUGACCUGAUCUAUUGCACCUCUAUGUUCUGCGAACCGGAGGAAUUCCAGCACGAUUACAUCACGCGCAACCAUGAUCAAACACCUCAUCAGAACAAGUGGAAAAGAGCCCGAACUGGUGAACGUGCCACUCUGCACGACGUCUGUCUCCUGAGAAACGGAAUGCCCGUAACCAGACGCUGUCUUUGGGACAACUUCCGAGCGCGAUGGGAGUCUUUGGAGGAGCACCCACCAGUCGUCUGUCUGCGGCACUUUAGGGAACCCACGAUCAGCGGUGACUUGAACAGCCUGCACGAUGACGUGCUGGAGGGCAGGAGGCGCACCAAUGACACCCAGGGACGUCGCGAGAUGACCGGAAUGAUGAGGACAAUGUUCCGUCAGCGGAAGAGGACUCUCCUGCCCGCCGAUAUCCACGUAACUGGCCAGAUGUUUGGUACUUUAAUGCAGCAGGAGAAGGAUGCCUCUGUGAGCGUGGACUUGGUCAGUGUCUGCAAGGAGAUAAUGUCUAGCGACACCCAGGUGUUGCGUCUAUCCGCCGAGCUGAAUGCCACCAACUCGCUGCUGAGCAACUUUGAGAGCUACAUGGAUGCGUUGCCGGGACAAAUGGUUCCCACCGAUAGAUGUGGAAAGGUGGUCCCCAAUCCAACCAGCGAUGCCACUACCACAGCCACGACUGGCGUGGAAACCUACAACUUCUCCGAUAUCGGAGUCCAAGUAUUGAUAACAGGCAAUCUUAGUGUUUUCUUCGCAAAUCCCGGAUGCGAUGGGAUUACUGGCAUAGCCAUCUACUCUGCUCAAGCGGAUGGUAGGAGGUCUUCCUCUGGCGGAUUCUGGUAUCGCUUCCUACGUUCCACCGAUGACUUGAAGAAGGUCAAGGCAGAGACCCACCUGGAGACGGCGGCCUUUCUUCCUGAGAAUCUUUGGCAAGCGGUGAAAGCCAAGGGAGUAACUUACUUAAUCUUCAAGGUCUACGCCCACGACGCUCUCUUUGUGGAAACCUCAAGGGAUCGCAGUCGCAAGCCUCGAAGCAAAGUAAUCUCCAUUUCCAUACCGGAACUUGAGGAUAAAUCCCUUCCUUUGCCUUUGCCAUUUCUGCUUCGCAAUGAGAACCUUCGCGAUCCCGAUGUGAGGUCCAUUAACCUGGGCACUGGCUGCGGUUUCUGGAACUACAAGACCUGGAGCAGCGAAGGAGUGACCACCAGCAGCAGCUCGGACCUGCUGAGGGAUACCAUCAUCGAGUGCCACACCCAACACCUCACCCAGUUCGCCUUUCUGGUGGGUGGUAGCUAUCGUACAAACGACCUUGGAGAAGAGGUCCUAAUAACGCCGCUGAACGAGCGCGUCCUCGACAUCAUCUCGAUCGUGGGCUGCAGCAUGUCGCUUCUGGGAAUCUUUGGUAUCUUUCUCACGGCCGCAGUCUUCAAGAGCUGGCGCAGUCAGGCCUCCACGAAGGUGCUCCUGCACCUGUGCCUGGCCAUGUGCCUGCAGAUGGUGCUCUUCGUGUUUCUCAACACGGAUGAUAUAUCGGAGCAGCUGGUGGUCAAUGGCGAUACCAAGCGCUGUGUGGCUCUAGGCGCAGCUUUGCAGUACUCCAUCCUGGUGCUCUUCAGCUGGAUGCUAAUCAUUGCCUUCCUGCAGUUCCAGCGAUACGUGACCGUCAUAGGCAUCGAGAGGCCCAGCCAUUAUAUUCUGAAGGCAGCGAUUGUGGCCUGGUCAUUGCCACUGAUUCCCACUCUGCUGGUGGCCCUAAUAGAUCCCGAUUCAUACCUGCCCUCUGCUGCCCAGCUCUCCACGGACACUGGAAUUUGCUAUCCCUCGGGAUAUGGCCUCACCUUCGGAGUAGUCCUGCCCGUGACACUCAUCACGGUGGCCAACCUGGUGAUCUUCGUGUACGUGUUCUACAGCAUCUCGCACUCCUUGAAUCAGAGCAUCCACAAAUCCGAGCGGAAGAUGGUGGUGAAGCAGAUCAAGCUCUCAAUCAUGCUGUUCUUCCUGCUGGGACUCACCUGGAUCUUUGGCAUCUUUGCCUUCAUGCAGGCGGGCGUGGCCUUCUCCUAUAUGUUCUGCAUCACGGCCACCAUGCAGGGAUUUGUAAUGUUUGUGUACUUUGUGCUCUUGGACGCGGCAAACCGACGGGCUUGGGCAAGUCUAAUCUGCCCCACAAGGAUGAAGAUGGAUGUACAGAAGCGCACCACCGAGCUGCAGUCGAUGACCACCUCGUCGACUAACUAUAACAGCAGAUCCCACCAGUAGUUUCAUCAAAUCGCAUAUUUUCAACGAACAAAUGGUCUUGCGCCAGUGUAUUUAUAUAUUUAUUUUACUUGCCAUUAUGUAUAGCUCUCUGUUUAUAAUUUCUGAGUAUACUUGAAUACUCAAACUGUUAAAUAAAAUAAGAAACUUAUUCACCAUUUUGUGAAAUGGA
This is a messenger RNA of Drosophila kikkawai, 2722 nucleotides long. RefSeq names its product mayo (gene Mayo). The record is from RefSeq and is a predicted model, not a curated record. Gene Ontology annotation, molecular function: G protein-coupled receptor activity. Gene Ontology annotation, cellular component: plasma membrane. Gene Ontology annotation, biological process: adenylate cyclase-activating G protein-coupled receptor signaling pathway; cell surface receptor signaling pathway. NCBI's taxonomy places the organism in Eukaryota, Metazoa, Arthropoda, Insecta, Diptera, Drosophilidae.